CCAGAAGCCAUGGAGUUCUUUAAAAACGACACUCAACCAGAUAGUCAGAAGAUUAAAUCAGCGAAAGAUGCUGAAUUCCUAAUUGGGGAUAACCUCCUGAAAUGGCUUUGCUUUUCAAGAGUAGGAAUGGUGACAUGUUGCCAAAAAACGAGACAACACGCCUCAAAGGAAGAAUCACACAUACAUGACCCAAUGGAAGAUGUCAAGCCAUUUCGAUUUUGUGUUUAUUCAAAUGAUAGAUCGAGUGCUAGUGAAUUAUGGGAAACAUGUGAAAAUCCAAUGUUAACAGCUCUGAUAUCUAGUUGCUAUCUUAAGGCUAUGGCUAAGGUUGCAGAAAAAUGGUUUGAGGACUCACUUCAACGCAAUUUAGAAGAUCAUGCUAAGCUAUUUGCAAACAGAGCUGUACAACUUCUUGAUAAGCUGUUUCAACAUGACGAAGAAAUGGCUACUAACGCACUGGAUCAUGCUUCUGUAGUUUGGGAAUACAUUGAAAGCCCUCUUCAUUUUGGGCAUCAAUUUGGUAUGGAAGAUUUCAUAUCUCAUACGUCUACACAGAAAGAUGCAAACAAACGUCUAUAUUCCUAUAUAAAUAAUAGAUCAUCUUACUACAUUGUUAAUGAGAAGAACGAAAACGACAUUGAAAAUAAUAGCCCACAACCUGAGUGCCCAGAUUUUAUAAAGCACCAUCAUAAACAAAGCCAAUGGUAUAAAUAUUUAACAGCACCAGUUAGCAGAAUGUUGAUUAAUGUGGCAUUGUAUAUUACAGUUCUUGUUAUGUUCGUGAUCUUCCUUACGACUGACAUGCACUAUAAUUCGAUAUCUGUAUUGGAAUGGGUAGUCUCUAUCUGGAUAAUUGGUGACUUUUUUGAAGAAUGUUUUAUUUCGGCAACUGAUGGAUUUAUUGUAUUACCUGGUCAUUCUGAUGAUUUUGAUAUUAGCUGCUGGUACAGUUUAUCAUGCAAACAUUUAUCCAAAUCACGAUGUCAAACCAUUUCCAAGUGGAAUUCAGAACUGGCGAAUUUGGACAAUUCUCAAGACACCGUAUUGGCAGGUUUACGGCGAGCCGUUCUUAGAUUUACUAGAAGGUCUGUAAACUAA
This is a messenger RNA of Mytilus trossulus (common blue mussel), 1098 nucleotides long. RefSeq lists its product as uncharacterized. The transcript is spliced from 7 exons. Bases 10 to 1098 code for a protein of 362 amino acids. Lineage: Eukaryota; Metazoa; Mollusca; Bivalvia; Mytilida; Mytilidae. The record is from RefSeq and is a predicted model, not a curated record. Gene Ontology annotation, cellular component: plasma membrane. Gene Ontology annotation, molecular function: monoatomic cation channel activity. Gene Ontology annotation, biological process: monoatomic cation transmembrane transport; metal ion transport.